CAAAGCAUUUCCCUUUUUUCCAUUUACAUCCCAUUGCGGAGCGAAAACCACAAACCUGCGGUCCAAAACAGACCUGAAUCCACUGAAAAUAAACAAACAAACACGCAGAUGUGGAAGAAGAAGAAGAUGCUGCAGGAAACGUGCAAAAUCGGCAGCUUUUAAACUUCAACACUGACGCCGCGAGACUUUGAACAAACCGCCGGGAGACAGUGUUUUACUUUUGAAGGAAAAAAGCAACUAACUUUCCCGUUCUGCAGUGUCAUAAUGGAAGCAUUUCCCAAGGACAAAUAAGAACUUUCCCUUUAUUUCCUCCUGCUGGACUUGGAAGUUCAAGUUUGGAAAACAUUUGCAAUAAGUUUAUUUUUUCUGUUGGUUUUCACAGAAAGCCGUGGCUGACGAAUGAAACAUAUUCAAAACCACAAAGAGGAAACUAAGCACAAUUUUUCAUUUUAUUUCUGACAUCUGUGUAUUUUUAGUCUUCUUCCUUUUCUUCUUCCUCUUCUUCUUGUUCUUCAGUCUCAAGCAAACACUCCCACUGCUGGAAUAACGGGAUUUUACUCGUCGUUGCUUGUUACAGGACAUGGAAAGACAACAGGAGGCAACAUUAAGGAGCCGGUUUAAAUAAAAACAACAACAACAAAACACAACAGAAAGAAACUCUGAAAAUGUUUUUUGGGUGAAUUUCUUCUUUGGAAACUAUACAAGGGAAGCCCAAUGAGUGUCAUUCAGUCCACACUCACUGACAGGACCCCAAGCAUUCUCAACAAGGAUCCCACAGACAAGAAACCUAAGAACGACAAAUCAUCCGUUUCCCUCAAACAUGAAUUUGAUCCAACAGGUCUUGUCCAGCGGUGUGUGAUAAUCCAGAGAGAUGAAAAUGGCUUCGGGCUGACUGUGAGUGGAGACAAUCCUGUGUUUGUGCAGCUGGUCAAAGAAGAUGGAGCUGCUAUGCGUGCUGGUGUUCAGACAGGAGACAGGAUCAUUAAGGUUAAUGGGACAUUAGUAACGCGGUCAAACCACAUAGAGGUCGUAAAGCUGAUAAAAUCCGGCUCGUAUGUAGCACUCACGGUGCUGGGGAGGCCUCCAGGGCUUCCUCACAUCCCUCUGGAGGAGGAAGAGGGCGAGGAGGAGGGUGAAGAGAAGGAGAUGGAGAAGGACGACGGUGCAGAGGUCAGUUCUCCGUCUUCUCACUCAGUGCCAAAUUCACCUGCACUGCCCGGUGUGGAGCGACGCAGUCCGUCAACCAGCAGAAACAACAACCAGGAGAACAUCACCUCCUUCCUGCCUGAUGGGGUUGAGUACAAAACAGCGUACAGCCAAAAGAUAGAGCACAUGCAAAAGAUGUUAACCAAACAGCAGCUGGAUUUACAGGUGAAGGAGGAGGAGUGUGGCAGAAACUCGACACCUAAGCUACUGAAGGAGAUCCAGGAGGCAAAGAAGAACAUUGUACUGCUGCAGGAGCAGCUCAGCAAAGCAACUGCAGCAGUGAUACAGGACGGAGGUUGUAUGGUCAGGACUAGAGAUGCCGGGGAAUUGGACCUUGGACUUUCGAUGAGAGAACAGACUUCUUUCUCCCGAGUUGACAGUGUUAAUAACAACAGGCUCUCAACAAACAAUAACUCUAUGCACAGCAGUCCCCUCCCAGAAAACCCUGGCAAACGAGAGACGCCCUGUCAGACCCCGGACAUUAGUCCACCAGACGGACUCAACUUCUGCUCGUCGCCUGACACAGAGGACUACACUGACACUGACACCGGUGCCCAGUGCAUUGUGGGUAAUCCUUACCUCCUGAACCCUCAGAUCAUUGGAGCAGAGGACGACUACUUCGACUCUCAGCAAGAGCAGAUUAAUGGACAGUGUAGCUGUUUCCAGGAUGUAGACUCGCUCAAGACUCGGCCGGCUCACCUCGCAGUUUUCCUCCACCAUGUUGUCUCACAGUUUGACCCUGCACCUCUGCUAUGCUAUCUCUACGCUGACAUGCACAAACAAACCAGCUCCAAAGAAAGUCGACGCUUCUUCAUGGAAUUCCACUCACUCUUCAUGGAUCGAAUGGCGAAUCUAAAAGUACCAGUGCCAGAGACGAUUGCAGCUGAAUUAGAGAAGCGAAGGCUGGAGUUGAUCCCAGAGGAUCUUUGCAAACACUACACUCAGAUGUUACAGGACGCUCUUCUGCCAGACCUUCACAAGAACCUGGAGGAUUUCCGACAGAAGCGCAGUAUGGGUCUGACUCUGGCCGAGGACGAGCUGUCCAAGCUGGACAUCGAACAGCUGAAAGACCAACAUGCCUCGGAGAAAGAAUGUUCCUGCGCCGAACACAUCAUCUCCAAGAUCGAGGACAUACUGUUGACAACACAGCCUUCAGAAGAGGAGAAGUGCCAAACGAUGCAGUAUGUUAUUCUCACCUAUAUGAAGCACCUCGGGGUGAAAGUGAAGGAGCCUCGCGGCCUCGAACAUAAACGAGCACGAAUCAACUUUCUGCCUAAAAUGAAGAAGAGCAUCAAGGCUGAGAAGGAUGUUGAGGAGAAGGUGAAAAAGCCUCGGUUCCCCAAUAUCCUCGGGCAGCCAAGACGCCUGAGCAGAGUGGACUCCACUUCAGUGGGUAAAGCCGUGGAUCAAAACAAGCAGCGUUCACCAAAGCAGAUCUCCCAGCCGGCGCUCGUCAUUUCCGAACAGAUCGACUACUCUGCCGGGAAUUGUGGACGGGCUCGUGGGAAUCAGACCAGUGAAGGAUCGGAUGCCAGUGUCCAUCUCUCGCCUUCCACGACCUCCCCCACUCACAGCUCCCCCGGUGGUCAAACCUCAGACAUGAGCGGACAGGAGUCAGACUCUAACCUGUCUCCGUUCCCCGUCCAGCCCAGACUGAGUGACAGUCUUCAGUCUGGGGACCAGCAGGACACCGUCCUCAGUCCCGUCAGCACUCAGUUUGACUUCAGUCCGACCAACCUGGAGCAGUUACAGGAGGAUGAUCAGGAGAAUUUCAGUAGGAUGGACGUGCAGUGUGCGGUGACUGCAGCCGACGUCCAGGACGAGGACGACCAGAGCGGAGAGGUGGAGUGUGAAGAAGAUCCGCUCAACUGGCAGGCUCUGGUCAGUCGAGGCGUCCUGGAGAGCCUCACGCCGCAGGAGAUCAAACGACAGGAAGUCAUCAAUGAGCUGUUCUACACUGAGCGUGCUCACCUGCGGAUGCUGAAGGUGUUGGACUGUGUUUUCUAUCAGAGGCUGAACAUAGACAGUAUCCUUCCCACUGAGGACAUCAAACACAUCUUUAUUAACCUGGAGGAAAUCAUUCAGCUGCAUGUUUCUAUAACAGAGCAGAUGACUGCGGUCAGGAAGAGGAGCGAGACGUCGGUGAUCGGUCAGAUUGGAGACGAUCUCCUCGCAUGGUUCAGUGGUGACGAAGAGGAGAAGAUCCAACGAGCCGUGGGAACAUUCUGCUGUAACCAGCCCUCUGCUCUGGAGCUCAUCAAAACCAAACAGAAGAAAGAUCAGAGGUUCAACUUGUUCAUGCAGCAAGCUCAGAGCAACCGUCUGUGUCGCAGGCUGCAGCUCAAAGACAUCAUCCCCGUAGAGAUGCAGAGACUGACCAAAUACCCGCUGCUGCUCGACAAUAUCGCCAAGUACACAGAGAACGGCGAGGAGAGGGAAAAGGUAAAGAGAGCUGGCGACUGUUGCAAGAAGAUGCUCAACCACGUCAACCAGGCUGUUAAAGAGGCUGAGAAUAAACAGAGACUAGAGGAGUAUCAGAGAAGGUUAGACCUGUCGUCACUCAAACAGAAUGAAAACCCCAUGAUCCUGGAGCUGAAGAAUCUGGACUUGACCAAGAGGAAGAUGGUUCAUGCAGGACCUCUGUCCUGGAAGGUUAAUAAAGACAAGACGAUAGAGCUUUACACGAUUCUGCUAGAGGACAUCCUGGUGUUGUUGCAGAAGCAGGAUGAGCGCCUGGUCCUCAAGUUACACGGCAAGAUUCUGGCCAGUGCCAUUGACACCAAGCACAUCUUCAGCCCCAUCAUCAAACUCAACACUGUGCUGGUUCGUCCAGUGGCAACUGACAACAAGGCUUUCUUCGUGCUCUCCAUGUCGGAUAACGGGGCUCAGAUCUACGAGCUGAUGGCUCAGACGGUGUCCGAUCGGAGGAUGUGGCAGUGUUUGAUCACUCAGUGUGCCGACACCAUGAAGGCCAAGCCUCACAACAGCGACACACCUCCGACUCAGACUGAUGCUGAGCGAGACGCUAUUGAGAUCAUAAAUCGUGGGAUGGCCGCGCCGAGCAAAGAAGCUAAUGAGACAUCAACUCCAGAAAAGGACGCCAUCUCCUCUCCAGACAGUGAAGCUCCAUCCCCGAGCAUUGGCCCCUUCAAUGGCAUGAAAUCAGAGGAUGAGGAAGAAGAGCUGGCUGUGGACGACAGACGAGUGGAAGAGGAGGAGGAGAUGGAUGAAGAGCUGGAUGAGGCGGAACUCGAGGCCUUCCUGGAUGGACAGCUCGCUGAGAGGCUGCCCUUCCUGCAGCAGGAAGGCUCACGUCAGGGAAUCGCCCUCGAACACCAAGAGCACGACACUUUCCUCUCACCCUCCUCCAAAGCUGAAGACGCUCUACGAACAUUGUCAAUGCUGAAGCAGGCUCUCUUCAACCACAUGUUGAGCAGAGAGUCAGAAGAGGAGAAAGCGGAGGUGGAGGAGAAAAGGCUCAGUGGGACACCUGGGUUUCAGCAGAGUGACUCCUCGUCUGGGAGCCUUGACGGUCCUUCUGUGGCGUGUGAUGAGAGUCAGACGUCCACAAGUGUACAAAAAGACAACCCACAGGUUCCUCCUGGAAACACAGGGUCGAGUGAGGCAACUGAGCGCAACGGUGGUUUUGUGGUUCUGGACUUUAGCGUGGGCACUGAGGAGAGCAGCACCGAUGACGACGGAGGAUUAGGAUGUGACGUGGGAAUUGACAUGAGGAAACUGCUCUCCUCCUCCUCGCAGACAGGGGGCGGUGGCCCCAACCUCAGCCGGCAGCUUAUGACCCACCUGCGCCUCCUCCAGGCCGACCUGCAGUAUCUAAAGGAGGUGGAGCUUAAGUACAACGAGCUGCGACACACACACAGUGACCCGACCACUGACUCGGAGGACAACAACGAUGGGAUCCAGUGACGGAUCGAACGUUUUUCCCCCGUGGAUCAAACCUUCUACCCAGUGAACGCUGGUGUCGCUCAGUCAUGAGCACAUGUGACACACACACACACACACACAUUCAGGCACAUAACGACGACAAUCAGUUGAGACGAUGGACGUUAUUGUCCCACUUUAAACUUCUGAAACCAGCAGAGGCACAUUGUUUCUUUUUUUUUCUACAAAAAAAGACUCUACGGAUGCACUCGAGGAUAAUCCCGUCACUUUUUCCUGCUUAUUAAUAAUUAACGUCAUAACGAUCUUAAACACUGGAUGUGGAAAAAGGAGCAGAGACAAGAGUGUGGAUUCCCACAGAUGCACAGCGGAGACAUUCGUUUGCGAAUCAAAGGAGACGUAACGACUCUGACGCAAUGUUCAGGACUCGGAGCACUCCUGUACGCUUGAUGUAAAUGUGUAAACGUUCACGCUACAUAUAUAUAUAUAUGUAUAUUUAUAUAUAUAUAUACAUAUAUAUGUAUACAUAUAUAUGUACAUAUAUAUUCUUAAAGUCACACUUGUUUAUUCUGUAACUGAUCUGACAUGUACGGUGGCCAGGAAGUGCAAACUUUUAUUACAAAAUGUGAAACACUUUUUUGU
Molecule: messenger RNA, 5748 nt
Organism: Solea senegalensis (Senegalese sole)
Lineage: Eukaryota; Metazoa; Chordata; Actinopteri; Pleuronectiformes; Soleidae
Gene: arhgef12b
Product: Rho guanine nucleotide exchange factor (GEF) 12b
Exons: 38
Coding region: 715-5133 (1472 amino acids)
Biological process (GO): intracellular signal transduction; G protein-coupled receptor signaling pathway
Cellular component (GO): cytoplasm
Molecular function (GO): G protein-coupled receptor binding; guanyl-nucleotide exchange factor activity
Source: RefSeq, a predicted model, not a curated record